This is a messenger RNA of Gongylonema pulchrum, 627 nucleotides long. The record is from the annotation of a GenBank genome assembly. NCBI's taxonomy places the organism in Eukaryota, Metazoa, Nematoda, Chromadorea, Rhabditida, Gongylonematidae.
AUGGAAAAUCUUCGUAUCACAUCCGCCCCGCCAACUUUAUCACUUUAUCAGCAGCAACAGUCGCAGCAGCAGCAGCAGCAGCAUCGGCCUCGUCGUGCAACGAAAAGUGAUUUUGGCUUAAGGCAAUCCUCAUCCGCAUCGUUGCUAUCGACGAACAGCAACAAUUCGAAACUGGUUCUCGGCCAGAUCCCGUUGAGCAGGAAACGGCAGUCAACAGAAGAACGUUUAAAUUCUGCGCAAUGGCCAAGUGUCCUACCUUUAGCCGACAGAACUAUCCAUCGUGACAAUCGCUGCCUGGAUAGUAUGUUUAAGGCGCAGUCUGCUCUUUUUCUAAACGGGAACUGUUUUUUGAGUGUUCAGACGGAUGUAACAGCGCAUCAUCGACACCAAGCCGUCGAAUGGCUCUUUGAUGUAUGUAAAGAAGAGCGCUGUGAGGCGGAUGUUUUUCUGCUAGCUGUAUCAUUAGUGGAUCGGUUUCUCAGUGUACAUCCAAUUGAUCGUCAUAAUUUGCAAGCUCUGGCCGGUGUAUGUUUGUUUGUAUCAAGUAAAGUGAAAGCACCUCAACCACUGAAUGCUCAAAGGGUUGCCUAUUAUACCGAUGGAGCGGUACGUGUAGAUCAGAUUUUG